Messenger RNA from Drosophila miranda, 2021 nucleotides. RefSeq names its product glycosaminoglycan xylosylkinase homolog. The transcript is spliced from 5 exons. The record is from RefSeq and is a predicted model, not a curated record. Gene Ontology annotation, cellular component: Golgi apparatus. Gene Ontology annotation, molecular function: phosphotransferase activity, alcohol group as acceptor. Lineage: Eukaryota; Metazoa; Arthropoda; Insecta; Diptera; Drosophilidae. Bases 756 to 2021 code for a protein of 421 amino acids. Gene Ontology annotation, biological process: protein phosphorylation.
CCUGCACCGGCAGCGGACGCACGUUUUUCCCAUUUUCGCUCACAUAAACAAAACUAUUUUUAAACCGCAAUUGGCCAAACCAAACAAUACUUCGGACCGGACUACACAAUUAAACGAGCAACGGCCGCAAUACUCAUCGGAUCGGCAGUAAAAUGCUUUUUUCUUGUCAGCGGCCGCCACAGAAGCUCCUGGGUGCCGAAUGCGUGCUGACGACGACGGUGGCCAACGAUCGGCGCGGCGUGCCGUCCAAUUAAUUUAAUUUACAGAAGUGUGUACGCGCAGAAGAUUUAUUGAGUGGCUGGCUGGUGCUGCGGCUGCCAAGAGUCGGAAAAGGGUCAGGCGCGUACACGUCUCUAAACAAGAGGCGCUACAUUGCGCGGCAACGCGUCCUCUGAUUGACUUGUUGGCAACGGAGUGUGAACUGACACGGACACGCACGCACCCAGUACUCAAUUCUCGACCAAAAACAAGAAGAAACCUGCGCAUGGCCGCAAUUAGUGCGGAUGGGAACAACAAUGGACUGAUGCGAACAGUUGUUGCCGAUGUCUGCCAAAAAGCCAAAAGCGGCCGCAGAAGAACAACAGCAGCAUGCAACAGCAGCAGCAGCAGCAUAAGAUAUUUGCUAAAAUUGAGCAAUUUGCUAGUGCCGCAGCGUUACGUAUACGUGAUAUUAAAAAUAAAGUACCAGCGACGACUGCCCAGACCAUACCACAGCAGCAGCAGCAGCAGCUGGUUGCACAGAAAGCUGCAGAAGGAUGAACAAACGCACCGUCAUCAUAGUGGGCAUUAUUGCCAGCCUGCUGGGUCUGGUGCUGGGUGCGAACUUCUACUUCAUGUACUACCUGAACAUCGAGGAGGGCCACCUGGCCAGCGUCCGGGCACUGGAGAACAUGAUCCGGCACAAGAUGCGCCACCUCCAUCCGGCCUACCUCAACCGCAAUCCGCGCUUCUUUAUGUUCCGCAACAAACUCCUCAAAAACUACAAGAUGGCCCCCUACGAGAAUGCCAGCGUGCUCUGGGACAUUGCCAAUUGGUGGCCACACGAGAACGAGAUCUACCCGCUGUAUGACUCCUCGAUGGGCCACCUGCUGGAGACCCUGCGCAAGGAGCCCAUCACUCGAGUAAGCAAUCUGGCGCGCGGCACUCAGCUGAAGCUCCUCACGCGGCUCUCCAACCAGCAGAAGGUCAUCUUCAAGCCGCAAUGGUAUCCCCGCGACGAGAUCAUCGAGGGUGCCGUCUACAGCGGCAAGGACCGGCACACGGCCGAGGUAUACGCCUUCUAUCUGGGAGCCGUGCUCGAUCUGCGUUGGACGCCGAUCGUGGUGGGGCGCGUGGUCAAUUUGAAGACUGAAAUCUACGCCAUGGGCGACCAGGAGCUGCAGAAUACCAUCAACAUCGAGAUGGACGAUGAUGGUAAUGAGACCUAUUGCCUGUACGGCAAGUGCCACUACUGCAACGAGGAGGAGACCGUCUGCGGGGACGAGAAGCACAAUAUCGAGGGCGUAUUCAUCUACAUUGUGCCCGGCACUCUGGCGAAACGACGCUCUCCCUGGCAGCGCACCUACAAGGAGGACAGAAGAGCGCCCUGGGAGGAUGACAUGACGUACUGCAAAUCGCUCAAGAACAAAAUGGAAACCAUUCGCCUGCUGGACCUCAUCGAUGUGGCCAUCUUUGACUAUCUCAUUCAGAACGGAGACCGCCAUCACUACGAGACGCGGGAGGAGCGUGUGGUGCUCAUCGACAAUGGCAAGGCCUUCGGGAAUCCCAACAAGGAUCACCUGGACAUCCUGGCGCCGCUCUACCAGUGCUGCCUUCUGCGCAAAUCCACAUGGGACCGCCUUCAGGUAUUCUCCGGUGGCGUGCUGACCGAAAUAGUCGAUCGUUUGUCCAAACAGGAUGCCCUGUAUCCCCUCAUCACGGAUAAGCAUAAACGCGGCGUGGAACGCCGGUUGCUUGUGGUCUAUGCCGUGGUGGAAUACUGCAUGGACCUGGAGGGUGACAAAAUGUUCAAAACGCUCUAA